AAAGUGAAUAAAAAACGAAAAUUUUUGAAUUUGUUUAAAUUGCAAAAUAUAAAUAAAUGUGUGUUGAGUUUCGGUUGUGCGAAUUGCAUUUGGCAAAGUUCGGUCGAGUCAUCAGUUCGUCGACAGCUCUCGAACCCAUCGAACGUGUUAAAUAAAUCGGAAUUCAAAUAAAGUGUGUGUUUAAACCGAAUCCGCUGCAGCUACAUCGAGUGCCGAAAGCCAGCUGGAGUCGUGUUUAUGCCGUCGCAACCCUUUUGAACCAAUUAACGAAAUGGCCAAUGAAUAACGAAACAAAGUGUGCGGAAAAUAAUUUAAAACAAUUAGUUUUAACUGCGAUCUGUGAGUGCAUCUGACGACGCUUGACUCCUUUCUUUUGUUGUGACAACAUAAAAAAGCAUAACAGACAGCAAAGCACAACGAAAAAUGUCUCAACUAAGGGACAUUUGAAUUGAAAUAAAAAACAACAAAGCAAAAAAAAGAAAAGUACGAAAUCCACUCUAAGUGCUGUUAACGGAAUCAGCUUUUAGGUUGGGCCACAACUUUUCCGACGUUUUCUUUUCGAGCGCAUUGAAAUGCAACAUUUAUUUGGCACCAACAAUUCGCGAGCUCUUUGGCCAAGGACAUUUGGGUAUCCUUACACCUUCACUUUGCGUUAAUCAUCUUCAAAAGUUGUGGCGUCGUCGUGUAUUAACGUUUUCAUUUCGAUUUUGAAUUUACUACUAAAAAAAAGCGGAAAACGAAUACAAACAAAUUCGUGUGUGUAUGUGUGAUUAAAAAUUAAACGAAAUAAUAAUCUAAAUAUAAAUCGUCGUGUAAACAAAAUAUAAAUAAAAUAUUUAUCAAAAUGGCAAUGGAAUGGAUAACAGCCAUGGACAAGCGUCCUUGUGAUCGGAAUUUACGUGAUGUGGAACUAAUAUCCUGUCGGUUGCGUCGCGUGGAGCCGUUGUGUCGCCUGCCAGGGUCAGCCUUGCAGCAGCUGGCCAUGUGCGGUUUCUACGAGGACUUGGAGAAGGGCGUCACACUGUUUCGCGCCGGGGAACAAGGACGCUUCUGGUAUGCGGUGUUGGGUGGCUCUCUGGAGGUGCGCUACCACGCGCAUAGCGAUGCCGAUGGCAAGAGCUCCGUCACUUUGUGUAAUCUUGGCGUGGGCGCCACAUUUGGCGAAUCAAUACUACACGACCUGCCACGCGACAGCACCGUGGUAACGAAGACAACCUGCGAGCUGCUGCGCGUCGAACAGCAGGACUUUCGACUCAUCUGGGAGAAAAACAAGGAGUUGAUGAAUGACAUUAUCACCAAUUGCAAAAUUAAAAACGGUUUUGGUCCUGGCGUACAGCCCGCAGCAGCCACAUCGCCAACAAAACGCCCACUCAGCCCGGAUCAUCCCAAUCCUGCGCUGCCCAUAACCGAGACGCCGAGUCCUGCUAUGAACCGCAUGGGCUGGGCGCUGCGAACAUUAUUGGUAGUCGAUAACUCAAGCUGUUUGAAGGAUCGCAAGGUUUCGGGAAAAUUAAUACGCAAGUGUGCACCCGGCACUGAACUCGUCGAUUGGCUGGUCAACUUAGCCCCCAUUGUCCACACACGCGCCCAAGCGGCGGGCAUGUGGCAAGCUCUCCUCGAGGAAGGUGUACUGACACAUGUGAACAAGGAGCAACCGUUCAAGGAUAAAUGCUUUCUGUAUCGAUUUCGCUUGGAUGAGGAAGGCGGCGCACCAGCAGCCGGCAUACCACAAGCUGAGGAUCUCAGUGCAGCUAAUGAGCAUAUACGUGAGGCAUUGAGUGCACUCUUUCAACGCGGCCCCGAUGCCACAUUGCGUAUGAUAUUGCGCAAGCCCUCACAUGAACGCACACCCGAGGAAUUGGAACUGGUAUUUGAGGAACUUGUGCAUAUAGCUGCCCUCUCGCAUCUGUCGACCAGCAUUAAGCGAGAGUUAUCCUCGAUAAUUGUAUUCGAAGCUCACGCUCAGGCGGGCACCAUAUUAUUCAAUCAAGGCGACGAAGGACGCUCCUGGUAUAUAUUACUCAAAGGCUCCGUGGAUGUUGUGAUACAUGGCAAAGGGACAGUUGCCACUCUGAAGACUGGCGAUGAUUUUGGCAAAUUGGCUUUGAUAAACGACGCACCCAGAGCUGCCACAAUCGUUUUGAAGGAGAACAAUUGUCAUCUGCUGCGCGUGGACAAGGAGCACUUUAAUCGCAUUCUGCGGGAUGUGGAGGCCAACACACUAAGAUUGCAGGAGCACGGCAAGGAUGUUUUAGUGCUCGAGCGUGUGGCCAAACAGCGUGGACAACAUUCCGCAUUCAAAUAUACCGUGAUGUCGGGCACACCAGCCAAAAUGCUGGAACAUUUGCUUGAGACACGUCUGGGACAGUCGGUCAGCGGCAUGGAUCCAUUUCUCGAUGACUUUCUGCUCACGCAUAUUGUGUUUAUGCCCGUCGUGCAGCUCGUCGACGAACUGGCCAACUACUUUCAUUGUGAUGCCCACGAAGAGGCGCAAACCCCGGAGGAUCGGGAGUACAUCAUUAACUUCAAGAAGCGCGUCAUCCAAUUCAUGCAAAAAUGGGUGAUGGCCGUGCGACAUGCCGCCUUCGAGGAGCCAAGCGUUUGCGAUUUCAUCGAAGAUCUCGCUGCCGAGGUGGAAGCGGAUCCCGAUCUGAAUGAGGAGACGAGCAUCAUACACAAUGUGCUAACGCAGAUGGCACGCUAUCAGGAGGAUCGCAAUCAGAAUGCCGGGCAAAAGUGGAAAUUGCCAACGAAUGGACAGCCAAUUUGUCUAUUUAGUGGCAAUGCGACGCCCUCAAAGACGGUUAUACGACCCGAUGAUGAUAUCAUUUUCCGUGUGUAUUGCGCCGACCACACAUAUUGCACUCUGCGCUUCCCCAUGCACACAACGGCGGAGUUAAUCAAGGCAUGUGCCGCCGACAAGUUGCAAUUGAAUCGUGGACCCGAUGACUUGUGCCUCGUCGAGGUCAAAUCGAAUGGCGAACGUUCCGUGUUCAAGGAUAACGAUGUUAGCAUACCCACGGGCCUCACGCUCAAUGGCCGUUUGUUUGUCUCCGUCAAGGAUCAUCUGGAUGCUUUGACACAGCUGCCGGAGCAGGAGUGCCCCACUGAGGGUGUCGACAUCGAUUUGGAAAUCUUGAGCACCAAAGAGCUUGCCUAUCACAUCACAAUCUUUGAGUGGGAUUUAUUCUGGGCAGUCCACGAGUACGAGCUACUCUAUCACACCUUUGGGCGACAUCACUUUGGCAAGAUUACUGCCAAUUUGGAUGUAUUUCUGCGUCGCUUCAAUGAGGUUCAGUACUGGAUUGUCACCGAGCUCGUCUCGACCCAAAGUCUGAGUAAGCGUGUGGGUCUCGUACGGAAAUUUAUCAAGCUGGCCGCUUACUGCAAGGAGUAUCAGAAUCUGAAUGCCUUCUUUGCCAUCGUUAUGGGACUCUCGAAUAUGGCCGUAACACGGCUGCAUCAGACCUGGGAGAAGAUUCCAUCGAAGUUUCGCAAAAUCUUUCAGGAAUUUGAGGCUCUCAUCGAUCCCAGUCGCAAUCAUCGAGCGUAUCGCGUGUUUGUCGGCAAAUUACAACCGCCGCUGAUACCCUUCAUGCCAUUGCUGCUCAAGGACAUGACCUUUGCGCAUGAGGGCAACAAGACGAGUCUCGAUGGUCUGGUCAACUUUGAGAAAAUGCACAUGAUGGCACAAACAAUGCGCACCAUUCGCUUUUGUCGCUCACGAAGUUUGGGUCUGGAGCCACCAUCCCCGAAGAGCGAGGGCGAAGUGCGUUCGUACAUCAGCAGCUUUCGUGUGAUUGACAAUCAGCGCGUGUUAACCGCCAUGUCCCAGAAGGUGGAGCCGACCAGGAAGCUAAACUAAAUGAGCGACAGACAGCCAACCAGCGAGUUGUCGCUUGCUUAACGUAGUUCUAAUUUGUAAUUAGCGCGUAUUUAGUGUCUAUGAUAAAAGAGUAUUUAAUGGGUUAAUAGUGACCCCUUUAACCCUUACAAACGUAAUAAGAAAUCAUAGAGGAAAAAAGUUACAGAAAGUGAAACAUCGUAUAAAUAUUAUGUUAAACUGCAAUUAACUGCACAGUUAUGAGCUUAGCUGAGUUGUUUUUAGCUGCCCCCGAUGCAUGCUACCAACCAGUGCAUUCUAAGAAACUAAGCGCCGAAUACCCCGCAGAGAUUUAAUAAGCUAACUUUAUUAUAUCAUAUUAGCCAGAACCUAAGUAAUAUCUAUGUAAGCUUAGUAAAACUACAAAAACAGAAAGAAGCAACUAUCUCAAAUUUUUUCAAAUGAACUGAAACUGCAUUUCUACUGCAGCCAAAAAUCCUGUUAAACUUUUUGAUUUAGUACAAAACAAAAGGUUGGCUUUUGGGCAAAAAUAAAGCUGGGUAAAGUGAAUUCCCAAAACUAAAUGAACAAAACAAAUAAAACAAAACAAAGCAAAACAAAAACAACAAAUGGGCGUGUGUGAUACUAAACAUUUAGAGAAAGCAACAGAAAAUGCAACAAAAACAACCACUUCAACACCAACAACAACAACAGCAAUGUGUACUAAACAAUUUCCUGUAACUUUACUGCGAAACAUUUGUUAAAUAACCAAGUCAUGGCUAUGCUCUAAAAAGAGAAUGUAAUGAAACAAAAAGUGUAAUUUAUUUUUAUAAAAAAAAACAAGAAAAACAAAAAUCAAAGAAACAAACUAAAUAUAUAAAACGAAUAACUGACAAAGCGAUUAACAAACAAAUAUAAUCAAAUCGAUUUAGAGCUAGUUGUUAAUACAUAAGUUAUAACUAGUCGUAAGCCAUUUAUUUAAAUUGCGUUUUGUUUUCACAUUUUUAAUUCAUAAAUAAAAUACACCCACACACAUGCAAACAACAUACAUUAUAUAUAGUGAAAUAUUCUCUUGAGUUGUUUUAUUUUUGAUUUUGUAAACUAAAAACGAAAUAAGAUGCAUUAUUAAAUAUUAAUGAACAACAAAACACUGGAGAGGGACCUUAUUAGUUUGUAGAAUGUGUACAAAAUGUGGCAUCAUUCAGUUGUACAUACGAGAGUAUAUUUGAAUAGAAAUUACUUUAAAACACAACCUAAAUAUAUAGGUGCGACUUUUAUGGGGCCUGCCAAUCAACGUAGCACAUCUUAUCUUUCGUUGAUGUCUCUUCGCGAGGUCUUAUAAAGAGCAACACCUGAUAACAAAAAAAAAAAGAAACAAAAAUUAUAAUAAAAAUGAGAAAAUUAAAAAUAGUAAUCGUAUAAUUAUAGUUAUGUAUUCUAGACAACGUAGUUUCCUAAACUUAUCCAACUCCUCUCCCAACAAAGGUCUCUCAAACAACGACAUUACCACUUAGACAAGAACCACUUUGUAGAAUAACUAACCAAACAUCAUAAAGCACCAAUCCACAAAAGCAUACUUAAUAUAAUCGUCUGUAUUUCUUCACUGGCUAUCUUCAGCACUUAAUAGACCAUUCAUAGGUUUCCCCCAAAACAACAGCAAAUAUAAAGCAGACGAACGAAUUUUGAAAAGGAACUUUUAUAUAUGCAAAAAAAAAUAAUAAUAAUACAAAGUAUGAAACGAUUGUUUAAUUUAUUAAGUACUCGUAAUUGAUCAAUUUUGAAUUGAUUUACAUACAACGCAAGACACCAAUUUUUUAGAUCGAGUUACCAGAUUGUAAGAACAUUUAAAGCCUUUAAUUACUUUAUCUACCAAAUAAAUAUUUAAAGAAACCCAAGACAAAUGGAAAAUUUCCGCCAGAGUCGUCCAUUUAGUAAUUCAAACUAAUAAGAAUUGAUACAAUUUUUCCCAUGGCAAGAGAACUCUUCUAUAUGUAGACUAAAUGUUAAUUUAGAUGUAGACCAAGGUGUUGCAACGGGAUUAUAGCAUAAUACUAUACUUGCCCACAAUGAAAAUAUUUUAGCUCUACUUAGCAUAAGAAAACGUUUCCAAACAUUUUGUGUCAAAUAUUUAGAUAUACGACUCUCUAUAAAUAUAAUAUACGAAAUAUGAUAUAUAAAUAUAUAUAUAUAUAUAUUUUGUAGCAUUUCUAUGUUGGAAUCUUAUAUACAAGUCUUUGAAAGAAAGUACCAUUAUAUACAUACAUAGAUAAAGUACUAAAAUUACGCUAAAAAGAACAAAAAAAAUUUCCAAUUUUAAAUUGUGAUUCGAUUUGACAAUCUUCAUAGAAUCUCUACAACAUUUGAUUUUUUUCCACAUUUACAAUUCUUUCAAUAUUGGUUUCGGAACUUUGCAUAAAUCGAGUAGAGAGUAAAAGAGAUCAAAGCUAUAGCUAUACGUAAUAUACCUCCGUUUAACCACACACCAGGCACAAAGCAAAACGAAAUAAAGAGAAAUCGAUAAUAUUCAGUAAAAUCGCAAUAAAUGUUCAAAACCAUCUAACUAAAUGUUCAAAUCAAUGUUUACAUGUCUAACGAAAACAAUCUUGCAAAUUUUACUUGUAUCUCGUAAAGCUUACCCAAAAAUAAAAAUAAAAACAAAAAACAAAAAAAAACCAAAGACAAACACAAAUUUAUGAUGAUAGUAAUAAUAG
This is a messenger RNA of Drosophila sulfurigaster albostrigata, 6534 nucleotides long. RefSeq names its product rap guanine nucleotide exchange factor 4 (gene Epac). The record is from RefSeq and is a predicted model, not a curated record. Lineage: Eukaryota; Metazoa; Arthropoda; Insecta; Diptera; Drosophilidae. Gene Ontology annotation, molecular function: guanyl-nucleotide exchange factor activity. Gene Ontology annotation, biological process: Ras protein signal transduction; positive regulation of GTPase activity. Bases 845 to 3865 code for a protein of 1006 amino acids. The transcript is spliced from 20 exons. Gene Ontology annotation, cellular component: plasma membrane.